Molecule: messenger RNA, 1281 nt
Organism: Colletotrichum destructivum
Lineage: Eukaryota; Fungi; Ascomycota; Sordariomycetes; Glomerellales; Glomerellaceae
Product: Putative O-methyltransferase domain, S-adenosyl-L-methionine-dependent methyltransferase superfamily
Exons: 4
Coding region: 1-1281 (426 amino acids)
Molecular function (GO): O-methyltransferase activity
Source: RefSeq, a predicted model, not a curated record
AUGACUUCCGCCGCUAAACCUACUACUGCGAACAUGACUUUCGCCACCAAACCCCCUACCGCCGAGAACGGCAUAAACGGCGUGGGCGCGCUGUCCGUCAAGCAAAUCCUCUCGGCUCUCGACGGCGUCACCCUCGAGACCUGCGACGGCAGCGAGGAGGCGCGCUACCAGCUCCUUGAGGCGUCUCGGCGCCUGAUCGCCCGGCUCGAGACGCCGUUCGAGCGCAUGUGGUACCACACCUGGGUGGCAUUCAACAACCUGGCCAUCUUCCGUAUCAUGACGGAUCUCGGGCUGUGGGAGGGGUGGCGGGCCGCGGGAAGCAAGGAGGCGACGCUGGACGAGCUUCUGGGAUAUUGCAAGCGGGAUUGCGAUAAGAGUCUCUUCCGCCGACUGCUCCGUCAUCUCACGGCCGACCACAUGCUCCAAGAGACCGGCGUGGACCGGUAUAAGCCCACGCGCUUGACCAUUGAGAUCGGCGACUCCUCCACGCCCACUGCUGCAGCCAUCCGCGGAGCGAUCGAUCACCAAAUCCCCUCCACUACGCACUUCCCCUCGUUCCUCGCCUCCACCGACUACGCCGAGCCACGGGACCACGACGCCACCAACUACGUCUCCCUCGACCCGGACAACCUCGGCCUGUUCGCGCGGUGCCAGGCCACCCCGUCCAAGCAGGAGUCCUUCAUCACCUGCAUGCAGGGCGUGGCGGCCAUGAAGACGCCGUGGACGCGCAUUUACGACACGCGCGAGCUGCUGACGGGGCGGAAACAGGGAGCCCCGCUGGUGGUGGACGUGGGCGGAGGGCAUGGGCGGGAUCUGGCGCGGGUGCUGGAGGCCUACCCGGACCCGGAGGAGGGGGACCUUGUGCUGCAGGAUCUGCCCGAGGUGAUCCGGAUCGCGAAGCCGGACGAGAAGGGGAGGAUCAAGUGCAUGGAGCAUGACUUCUUCGAGAAGCAGCCCGUGACGGGUGCGCGCGCUUACUACAUGCACACCGUCCUGCACGACUGGGACGACGAGCGGUGCCGGCAGAUCCUGCGCAGCACGGCGGGCGCCAUGACGCCGGGCUACUCGAAGCUGCUGCUGCACGAGACCAUGAUGCCGGCGCGGGGCGCCAACUGGUACCACGCCAUGGUCGACGUGUGCAUCAUGCACCUGGUGUCGGCGGCGGAGCGGACGGAGGAGCAGUGGCGGGCGCUGCUGGCGUCGGAGGGGUUCCGCAUCGUCAAGAUCUGGCACUCGAACCCGAGCGUCGAGUGCGUCAUUGAGGCCGAGUUGGCCGAGUGA